AUGCCUUCCACCAAGCCUUCAUCUCACGUUUUAGUAACUGGCGCGAGUGGAUAUAUCGCUAGUUGGACAUGUCAAUUCUUACUUGAAGGUGGUUUCAAAGUGCGUGGAACGGUGAGAUCAAAAGAGAAAGGAGAUCAUCUCUCGCAAAUUUUUGAAAGAUUCGGAAAUAAAUGGUCAUAUGUGGUGAUCGAGGAUAUCGAAAAGCCAAAUGGUUUUGAUGAAGCUGUCAAAGACAUUGAUUCAGUGGCCCACAUCGCUUCGCCCUGCCACAUGAAUGUGACUGACGACCCUUACAAAUAUGUGAUCAAUCCUGCCGUCAUUGGAACCUUAUCGAUAUUGAAUUCAGCUAAUGGACCUAAUGGAAAAUCUGUCAAGCGUAUCGUCAUCACCUCAUCAUUGGCGGCAGUUUUGAAUCCAACAAAUGAUUUGAAUCAUGUCUUCAAUGAAAGUGAAUGGAAUGAAUACUCCUCAGAAGUCGUAAAAGCCAAAGGAAAAGAUUCUCCGCCUGUAGAGAUUUACCGGUGCUCCAAAACGGCCGAAAAGGCGGCCUGGAGCUUUAUGAAGGAAAACCAACCAGCCUUUGACCUAGUCACUCUUUGUCCGUCUUACGUCUUGGGUCCAGUUAUUCAUCAGGUCAAGGAUUCGAAGUCGAUAAAUGGAAGCGUGAAAUUAUUUUACAAUUACCUCGUCGGAAUUAGUGACGCCGAAUCAGCAAAAAAACCCUUCUCGUCCGAGGUAGACGUGCGUGAUCUUGCAGUCGCCCACAUCCAGGCACUUGUAAUCGAGAAAGCCGGAGGAAAUAGAUACGCUAUUUCUAAACGUUGGUUAGAUCCUGAUCAUGUACUCUGUUUGACAUGUGGAGGAUCAAAAAAUUUCAACGCUUUGGCGUUUACUUGGCAAGACGCACUGGAUAUCCUUCACGAAAAAGGCCAAGGGAAAGAUUGGCCGAAUUCUACGAAAGGAGAACCAGGUAGCGGAAAGUCUGCAAAACAAAAUCUAUAUGAUGCUUCUAAAUCAAUCAAUGAUUUGGAUAUGAAGUAUCGACCAUUUGAAGAGACUAUAAUAGAUAUGAGUAACUCAUUGAAGGCUCUUUCCAAGACAUGGCGAUAUGUAUUCUUCAAACCUACAAGAGCACGAAUAAGAAAAUCACUUGUCAAAGAACAACACCAGUUUGAACAUAAAACAGUCCAUAUAAAUGAGAUUGUUCAGGAUGGCUUCCAAGGAAAUGGAAUAGAUCAAAAGAUAGGAAAUGAAAUAAACAGAUAA
Messenger RNA from Melampsora larici-populina 98AG31, 1266 nucleotides. RefSeq lists its product as uncharacterized. Gene Ontology annotation, molecular function: oxidoreductase activity, acting on the CH-OH group of donors, NAD or NADP as acceptor. Bases 1 to 1266 code for a protein of 421 amino acids. The record is from RefSeq and is a predicted model, not a curated record. Lineage: Eukaryota; Fungi; Basidiomycota; Pucciniomycetes; Pucciniales; Melampsoraceae. The transcript is spliced from 11 exons.